Messenger RNA from Malania oleifera, 1599 nucleotides. RefSeq names its product serine/threonine-protein kinase Aurora-3. Bases 433 to 1446 code for a protein of 337 amino acids. The record is from RefSeq and is a predicted model, not a curated record. Lineage: Eukaryota; Viridiplantae; Streptophyta; Magnoliopsida; Santalales; Ximeniaceae. Gene Ontology annotation, molecular function: protein kinase activity; ATP binding. Gene Ontology annotation, biological process: regulation of cytokinesis; mitotic spindle organization; protein phosphorylation. Gene Ontology annotation, cellular component: spindle pole centrosome; spindle midzone; spindle microtubule. The transcript is spliced from 6 exons.
AAAAAGAAAAUAGAUCAAGAAAGGUCUUCUAGUUUCGGAGUCGGAGGCAAUGCCAAAACGCGCGGGAUGCAGAAAAAUGAAAAAAUUUAAAUUCAUCCCACACCAGGUCUCCUCUCCAUCGAUCCACCGACCAACUUUCCGGCACCGCCCUUCGACGGGAUACCAAACCACACCGCACCAAACUAAACCGAACCAAACCAGUAAGCAUGGCUUCCAUUCUUUGAACGAAACCCUAGCUAGAUCCCUCAACGUCGAAGCUCUCACAGACUCACUCCUCCGAUCAACAUUCAUGGCAUUCGCACCCCGCCCGCCAACACCAAUCGUCUGAUCUCUCGUGCGCCGAUAGAAGGGCAAGAUUGUUUUACAAAUAUAUGUUUACAUUUUCGAACUGAUAUUUUCGAUCUGAACUGAAAUCACAGUAGAAGUCAAGCGAUGGGCGCUGAAGCUCGAGAAUCGAAAAAUGUGAAGCAGGCACGACGCGAAGGAAAGGAAGGAAAGGCGGUGAAGAGGCAACAGUCGUCAGAAGACUCGGAGAUCGGAAAACCCAUUAUCGGCAAGGGUAAACACGAGAACCAACAAAAAUUACGUGAAGUGACUGAAGGGAAAGAAGGAGAAGAAGAAAAGAUUAAGAAGAGAAAAUGGUCGUUGGCAGACUUCGAGGUUGGAAGACCGCUCGGCCAGGGAAAAUUCGGCAGAGUCUAUGUUGCCAGAGAAGUCCAGACCAAAUACAUAGUGGCAUUGAAGGUGCUAUUCAAAGUAAAGAUAGAUAAGUAUAGACUUCGGCAUCAGCUGCGAAGAGAGAUGCAGAUACAGAGCAGUCUUUGCCACCCUAACAUCCUCCGUCUCUUUGGAUGGUUUGAUGAUGAUGAGCGGAUUUACUUGAUACUUGAGUAUGCUCAUGGAGGAGAACUCUAUAAAAAGCUCAGAAAAUCUGGCCGUCUCACUGAAGGCCAAGCAGCCACGUACAUUGCAAGCCUUACGCAAGCAUUGGCAUAUUGCCAUGAAAAGCAUGUGAUUCAUAGGGACAUCAAGCCGGAGAACCUGUUGCUUGAUCAUGAGGGUCGAUUAAAAAUUGCAGACUUUGGGUGGUCAGUGCAAUCAAGUGAUAAAAGACGCACAAUGUGUGGUACUCUGGAUUAUCUAGCUCCAGAACUAGUGGAGAAUAGAGCUUAUGAUCAUGCAGUUGAUAACUGGACGUUGGGUAUCCUCUUGUAUGAGUUUCUUCAUGGUGUCCCUCCUUUUGAGGCUGAAAGCCAAACUGAUACGUUCAGAAGGAUCAUGAAGAUUGACUUGAGUUUCCCUUCCACCCAUGUUUCUGCAGAAGCUAAAAAUCUUAUUAGCCGCCUUCUGGUGAAGGAUUCGUCAAAAAGGCUCUCUCUACAGAAGAUACUGGAGCACCCCUGGAUAAUCAAGAAUGCAAACCCAGCGGGUACCUGCAAUAAAUAGCUUUCUAAACUUCUGAAACCUGAAUGCUGUCAUUAGCUUCAUGUUGCUGAAUCUCUGUAUCUUAUGGUUGUAAUUUUUUUUUUGAACUGGUAGAUGAUGAACGUUGAACUUCCUAUGUCACAUAUGUUAAUUAAUCUGAUUGUUCCAAAUGCU